Messenger RNA from Gopherus evgoodei (Goodes thornscrub tortoise), 1964 nucleotides. RefSeq names its product 6-phosphofructo-2-kinase/fructose-2,6-biphosphatase 1 (gene PFKFB1). Lineage: Eukaryota; Metazoa; Chordata; Testudines; Testudinidae. Gene Ontology annotation, biological process: fructose metabolic process; fructose 2,6-bisphosphate metabolic process. The coding region runs from base 565 to 1926 and encodes 453 amino acids. The transcript is spliced from 14 exons. The record is from RefSeq and is a predicted model, not a curated record. Gene Ontology annotation, molecular function: 6-phosphofructo-2-kinase activity; ATP binding; fructose-2,6-bisphosphate 2-phosphatase activity. Gene Ontology annotation, cellular component: 6-phosphofructo-2-kinase/fructose-2,6-biphosphatase complex; cytosol.
CAGGACUCCUGGGUUCUCUCCCGGCUCUGGGAGGGGAGUGGUAGCUAGUGGUUAGAGCAGGGGGAUUGUCUCCUGCAGUCUAUGCCUGUGCUGCCCCUGCUCCCCGCAGCGCCCCCUGGUGGGUCUGGAGCAGCCAGGAGCUCCACCCUGCCCCCCCCCAGUCAUUAGUAUCGCUCCUCCCCAACACACCUGUGAGGGUGUGGAAAAGGGGAGGAGCCAAUACAAUGAUGUGUGCUGGGGGUGGGGCUUCAGGGGCACCUGGGGGAUGCUGGGCUGGCAGGGGACUCUGUCUGCUGGGGGCGGGGGAGGUAAUCCUAUGACCUUCCUCAUUCUGCUUCCCAGAGCAGGGAAGAGAACCCAGGAGUCCUGGCUCCCCGCCCCCCUUCUCCCAUGCCAGGUGUAAUAUUAGCUGUGACCUUUCCAGAGGGGCACAUGGGUCUGGGUGGAACAGCUCCCUGGUUUGUUUUGCUUCCACUGAGUCGAUGUUGGGCUGACCAAGCCGGCCUACCGAUACCCCCCACUGACCCCGACUCCCAGCCCCCCCUGCCCCCCAAGUCCUGAGCCAUGGAGCAAAAGCCAACUAGGAUACCAGCUGCUGUGCCUCAGUUUACCAAUUCACCCACCAUGGUGAUCCUGGUGGGGCUGCCAGCCCGUGGGAAGACCUAUAUCUCUAAGAAGCUGACCCACUACCUGAACUGGAUUGGGAUCUCCACCAAGGUGUUCAACGUGGGGCAGUACCGCCGCGAGGCCGUGCAGACCUACCAGAACUACGAGUUCUUCCGGCCAGAUAACCAGGAGGCCAUGCACAUUCGCAGGCAGUGCGCUCUGGCCGCUCUGAAAGAUGUCCACACUUACCUGAGCCGGGAGGAGGGACAGGUCGCGGUGUUUGAUGCCACCAACACGACCCGGGAGCGAAGGAACAUGAUCCUGCAGUUCGCCCGCGACCAUGGCUACAAGGUGUUUUUCAUCGAGUCCAUCUGUGAUGACCCAGAUAUCAUAGAGGAGAACAUCACACAAGUGAAGCUGAGCAGCCCGGACUACAAGGACUGUAACCGGGAGGAGGUGGUGGAGGAUUUCCUCAAGCGCAUCGAGUGCUACCAGCUCCACUACCAGCCCCUGGACGAUGAGCUGGACAGCGCCCUGUCCUACAUCAAGAUCUUCAACGUGGGGCUCCGGUACCUGGUGAACCGGGUGCAGGACCACGUGCAGAGCCGCACCGUGUAUUACCUGAUGAACAUCCACGUCACGCCGCGCGCCAUCUACCUGACCCGGCACGGCGAGAGCCAGCACAACCUGCAGGGGCGCAUCGGGGGCGACUCGGGGCUCUCCCCCCGCGGCAAGCAGUUUGCCUUGGCCCUGGCCAGCUUCAUCGAGAGCCAGAACAUCCGGGAGCUCAAGGUGUGGACCAGCCACAUGAAGCGGACGAUCCAGACGGCCGAGGCCCUGCAUGUGCCCUACGAGCAGUGGAAGGCGCUGAACGAGAUUGACGCGGUGAGAACCCAGGGUGUCUGUGAGGAGAUGUCCUAUGAGGAGAUCCAGGCCCAUCACCCGGAGGAGUUUGCCCUGCGUGAUCAAGACAAGUACCGAUACCGCUAUCCCAAAGGGGAGUCAUAUGAGGACCUGGUGCAGCGGCUGGAGCCCGUCAUCAUGGAGCUGGAGCGGCAGGAGAAUGUGCUGGUGAUCUGCCAUCAGGCCGUCAUGCGCUGCCUGCUGGCCUACUUCCUGGACAAGAGCGCAGAGGAGCUGCCCUAUCUGAAAUGCCCGCUGCACACCGUGCUCAAACUGACCCCCGUGGCAUACGGUUGUCAAGUGGAGUCCAUUUUCCUCAACGUGGAGGCUGUGAACACGCACCGGGAGCGCCCCCAGAAUGUCGACGUGACACGGGAGCCCGAGGAGGCACUGGGGACGGUGCCCCCCCACUAUUAAUUGCUUGUGCCCAUUAAAGCCAGCCCUCUCCUUUGCCA